Molecule: messenger RNA, 651 nt
Organism: Ilex paraguariensis (yerba mate)
Lineage: Eukaryota; Viridiplantae; Streptophyta; Magnoliopsida; Aquifoliales; Aquifoliaceae
Source: the annotation of a GenBank genome assembly
AUGGAUGCAGGGAAUCGGUACAAGAUGCCGCGAUUUCCUCUGUCUGAUCGCAUGCUUAAAAGGAAAAAUCCCUGUGAUGAUUUGGACAGGUUCAUUCCCAACAGGUCUGCGAUGGAUUUUGACUUUGCUCAGUUCAUGCUCACGGGUGGAAAGGUAGAAAAGGAAAAUUCAGCAUCGUCUUCUCCAUCCAAAGAUGCUUACAGGAAGCAUCUUGCAGAAAUUUUCAGCAUGAACAGAACCAGGAUCCUUGCUUUUAAGAACAAGCCACCCCCAUCUGUCGAUGGUGUUCAAGAAUUCUCCUCACUAAUUAAUUGGUCAAGUGUCACCAAGCGUAGUAGAUUCAUUCCCCAAUCUUCCGAAAGAACUCUGGAUGCUCCUGAUAUCCUAGAUGAUUUCUAUCUGAAUUUGCUGGAUUGGGGUGGCAACAAUGUUCUUGCUAUUGCCUUGGGGAAUUCAGUAUACCUGUGGGACGCUUCCGAUGGAUCGACUUCUGAACUUUUUGCCAUUGAUGAUGAUAUUGGGCCUGUAACAAGUGUCAGAUGGGCACCUGAUGGACAAUCCCUUGCUGUUGGAUUGAAUAACUCCCAUGUGCAGCUGUGGGACUCCAUUGCCAGUAGGCUGGUAUGUGUUUGCCAUGAUUUUGUUCCAUAA